Molecule: messenger RNA, 694 nt
Organism: Raphanus sativus (radish)
Lineage: Eukaryota; Viridiplantae; Streptophyta; Magnoliopsida; Brassicales; Brassicaceae
Product: glutamyl-tRNA(Gln) amidotransferase subunit C, chloroplastic/mitochondrial
Exons: 6
Coding region: 58-501 (147 amino acids)
Biological process (GO): regulation of translational fidelity; glutaminyl-tRNAGln biosynthesis via transamidation
Cellular component (GO): chloroplast
Molecular function (GO): glutaminyl-tRNA synthase (glutamine-hydrolyzing) activity
Source: RefSeq, a predicted model, not a curated record
CUCCUCCUCCUAUCCACAAUAUUCAGUAGUCUUGGGAGAGUUUUUUCAAUAAAAGCGAUGGCGACCAGAGCUUUGCUUGCCGUUCUCUCUGCUUCACCACCGCGCAUGAUCCAAACCAAAGUCUCAACCUUUUCUUCGUCUUCAAGUCUCAGCUUCCAAAGACAUAGUAGAAGAAUAGCUCGAUGCUUCUCGUCUGACACAAACCCCUCUGUUCUUCAGCCGCCGGACGUAUCCCGUCUAGCUGAGACAGCUCGAAUCUCCCUCACUCCUUCCGAGAUUGAGGAAUGUGGUGCUAAGAUUCGUCAAGUCAUCCACUGGUUUGGUCAACUUCAACAAGUUGAUGUUAGCUGUGUGGAGCCAGCUAUUAGAGCAGAAAUGGAAGGUGGAAAUUUGCGAGAGGAUGCUCCUGAAACAUUUGAGAACAGGGAUAGUAUAAGAGCUUCGAUUCCAAGCUUUGAUGAGGUGUAUUUAAAAGUACCUAAAGUACUAAACAAAGAGUGACUUUUUGUCAGCUUCUUCGGGUUGUGUGGUGGCAGAAGAGAUUCAAUCUCAGCUCAGGUUCCACCAUCUCUUUAUUUUUAUUUUUUGAUUUGGUUAGGAGAGACCAAAGCUGCCUCUUAACUAUCAAGUCUCACGAAGGCUAUUACUCUACAACAUGGUGUUACUUUAUGAACUCGAUCCAUCCAUUUCCAUC